UAUAUUGUUUUCUUUUACAGAAACCAAAGCCAAAAAUCUCGGCAUCUCGCAGGCUGUUCUUGAAGACCAAACUGCUAAAGAAGGCCAUGACCAUGCUGGACCAAGAAAAGCAAGUCAGAAAAGACGAACGAGCGCGAACCCUCGCUGAGAGAUGCCCAGAACUCCAAAUGUCAGGCCUGUCUUUGCAGGAUCUACAGACUCUUUGCAAGGAGCUUCACCAGAAAAUCGAUGUGGUAGAUGAAGAGCGAUAUGACAUUGAUUCGAAAGUGAUGAAAAAUACCAGGGAGAUACAGGACCUGACUCAGAAGAUCUUUGAGUUGAAGGGCAAGAUGAAGAGACCGGCUCUGAAGAGGGUAAGGGUGUCUGCUGACGCCAUGUUGGGAGCUCUGCUGGGCGCUAAGGUCAAAGAGUCUGUCGACUUCAAGGCUAACCUCAAGACUGUGAAGAAAGAGGAGGAGAAGAAAGAGGAAGUGACCGACUGGCGUAAGAACGUGGAUGCCAUGUCUGGUAUGGAGGGCAGAAAGAAGCUGUUUGAUGCUGGGCAGUAGAUUUCAUGGUGAAUUUCUUCUGUGGAGAUGUUUUGCUGCUCUGCAACAGGUGGAAACACUGAAUCAUGUGACUGCUGUUCACUUUAUAAAGACAGUGAAUGAAGUGAAGAUCAGGGUAAUUAAUACAUUUUGGCACAGUUCCAAGUGUCUGUAUUAAGUGGCAGGUGUUUAACUUUGCAUUAAUUUAUAUAAUACAUAUAGUUUUUUACAUAAUGUAUGAUGUAUUAUGAAAAACAUAUGUAUAUAUUACAGCACUGUAUUGCUGUUGUAGUUUCUGGCAUGCAUAUGAUUCAUAAACACAGCACCACUUCUGGCUGUCCAGGUCACUUGUAGUAUUGUUACUGGCUUGCUUUUUGACCUCUGCUAUAUGCAAUAAUAAUAGAUAACAACAUAAAACAACAUUUCUGUGUAUUCUUGUGUUUUUCAAGACAAGAAAGUGGCUGUUGGAUCAAAUGAAUACACAUUCAAAGGGCAGCUGAUAUUGGCAAUCAAGUGUUCAUGGAGUCACACAAACUGAGGAUCGGUGAAAAUGAAUGUGGCAAUAAAUUUUAGACAUUAUGUCGAGGGGAGACGGUUUAAUGAAUAAAAAGGAAAGCACUGUUUACAGCACUGUUUAAGCAUUUAUGUACUUGUAUAAAUCACGUCAUCAUCUGAUGGUAUAAAUCAUCAUAGUCAUGUCUGUAAGUGAAGAUUUUGCCAUGCCUUUGUCCAUUGGUAGCCCCCACUGUAAGAUGCCUGGUGUAUAAGAUUAUUGUGGACAAAUGUAGGUACCUGGGUGCAUUGGUUGUUGAUGUUCUGGGACGCCAUGUCAACUUCAGCCUGUAAUAUGUAUUGUCUGUUUUUAAAACACACUUCUGUAUUCACAGGAAAUGUACAGUUUGCAUACAGUCUCUUCCAAAAUAA
This is a messenger RNA of Epinephelus fuscoguttatus (brown-marbled grouper), 1451 nucleotides long. RefSeq names its product troponin I, slow skeletal muscle-like. Gene Ontology annotation, biological process: muscle contraction. NCBI's taxonomy places the organism in Eukaryota, Metazoa, Chordata, Actinopteri, Perciformes, Serranidae. Gene Ontology annotation, cellular component: troponin complex. The coding region runs from base 87 to 548 and encodes 153 amino acids. The transcript is spliced from 5 exons. The record is from RefSeq and is a predicted model, not a curated record.